Dreissena polymorpha is the source of this 1492-nucleotide messenger RNA. Its product is annotated as cyanophycinase-like. The coding region runs from base 152 to 1444 and encodes 430 amino acids. Gene Ontology annotation, molecular function: serine-type peptidase activity. The record is from RefSeq and is a predicted model, not a curated record. Lineage: Eukaryota; Metazoa; Mollusca; Bivalvia; Myida; Dreissenidae. Gene Ontology annotation, biological process: proteolysis. The transcript is spliced from 7 exons.
AUAAUUUCUUAUCAAUUAGCAGUUCGCCAACAGUUUCAAAAGCGGUACCUGUAAUUAACCGAGUUUCGGUGCGUACUUGAAAUGUGUCUGAUAGUGCUCGCGUGUCAUUAUUAAGUUUGGACAAGACUCGUUUGACUGCCUUAUAAGCAAAAUGGAAGGGUCGCGGCUUGUUUUCUUCAUCGCUCUAACUUCCGGCAGCGCAUACGCGUAUUUGCUAAAUAAUGACGUCACAGUCGCCCCGCACGUGCCGAGACUUCCACAGUUUGAACAGUUUGGAAGGUCAAUGGUAUUGGUUGGCGGUGGUUUGUCGGACAACAACACAGAGGUGUAUGAAAAAAUAAUAGAAUUAGCGGGUGGAAAAAAUAAGGCAAAGAUAGGCAUUAUCACCGCUGCUAGCGCGGAUCCCCUCGACGCCUUUACGUUCUACCACGACCUUUUCUUGAAAUACGGCGCUCUAGAGGCGAACAGAAUCAUACUGGAUGUUAACCACACGGCAAAUCAGGGUGGCCAGGCGCUCAUCGAAAGCAUAUACGCGCAGUCGGGUUUCUUCUUCGGAGGGGGUGACCAAGCAAGAAUAAUAAAAGCGUUUAUGGGUCCGUACGGAGACUUUAGCCCGGCUCUUAUUGCCCUGCAUCAGAUGUACGACAGCGGAGCGGUGAUAGCGGGCACCAGCGCCGGAUGUUCGUGUCAGACUGCGAACUUCAUGAUAAUGGGAGGUUACAGUUACGACGCCCUACGAUAUGGUUCCUUUGCCGACGUGGACCCGGCUCUGCCCGGAAGAGCCGAACCCAACAUCUACCUCACUUUCGGUGGACUGGGCUUCCUUAAGGGUUACUUACUGGACAGUCAUUUUGCUCAAAGAGGCCGGGAGGGCCGGUUGAUCCGGUUUGUAGCGGACACCAGAAUGCUGGGAAAGGGGACCAACAGGGCCAUAGGAGUGGAUGAGAACACGGCUCUUGUUGUCACGCACGCUGACGACACUCGAAGCAGCGGCCAGGUUAUCGGGACAGCAGGUGUCACAAUAUUUGACCUCACGCACGCUCAAGUCCAUUCGUCCAAACAUUUCGACAUUUCCGACGUCUACGUCACGUAUCUUACACACGGUGACGUCAUACAGAUGACCGACCAAUCCGUGACGUUUUCUCCAUCAAAGUCACCAAUGAGAGGGCACGAGAACUACGAUGACGUAUUAACUACUAACGACGUGUUCUAUGGAACGUCCGACGGUUCAAGAAAACCGGAAUUUGUAAGAAUCGCGACAAGCGUUUUUGACGCCCGACGCGGACGGAUGACUCAUGGAUUCAGCAAAGAGUCUGGACCGAGGUUUCGCGUUGACAUGUCGGCUGUCGGAAAUGACGCUGUCGGAUAUGUGGAGCGAAAAAACUCCUUUCAUUCCGAUAUCACAUCGUACAAGAACCUCAAAGUUUCAAUUUAUGAAGGUUGAUGUAAGUCUUAAAUAAACUGUACAUACAUAAUCGCUCUAUGAAAGCUA